Drosophila subobscura is the source of this 498-nucleotide messenger RNA. RefSeq lists its product as uncharacterized. Lineage: Eukaryota; Metazoa; Arthropoda; Insecta; Diptera; Drosophilidae. The record is from RefSeq and is a predicted model, not a curated record. Bases 7 to 357 code for a protein of 116 amino acids. The transcript is spliced from 2 exons.
CGGGCUAUGAUGAGUAACUUGUGUGUUCCCGAUGAGGCACUCACAUUUAGGACAGCGACGAUCACUGUAUUGGAUGUGUUGGCCUCCUCCAACUGGUACGAUUAUGUUUCCGUGCUCGUCAUGUUGACCAAGAGACACGAUUUCAUCAUACCAACGGAGAUAUUGAAAACCAUUCUAUACUCCACCUUCGGGAAUAGGGAUUGGAAGGCAGCAGCUGUACCGUUGCUGGAAAUUAUUCCCAGCCCAGUUGCACAGCGUGCAGACAUGUUGGGAGUAAUUCAAAUGCUUGAAAAGUUUCAAAACAGCCGUACGAUGAUGAGGGAAAAUGUGGACCGCUCCUCUGGCCAGCAGUCGUAAAUUCAUCUCAAGGGUUGUCACUUCUUCAAAGAUAUGCAAUCCGGGACAUCUGCAUCUCCAGCUGUUUCUGACCCCCCGCUGCCCGUUGUAGCUGACAAACUGUCGUACCAGUUCUGUGGCGUCUGCGGAAUAAAAUAAAAC